Molecule: messenger RNA, 2702 nt
Organism: Coregonus clupeaformis (lake whitefish)
Lineage: Eukaryota; Metazoa; Chordata; Actinopteri; Salmoniformes; Salmonidae
Product: mucin-22
Exons: 10
Coding region: 161-1699 (512 amino acids)
Source: RefSeq, a predicted model, not a curated record
AGAAGGUUCCCCAAAAUCACCUCACCAGUAUGGGAAUUAUCUCACAAGAAACCCAUGAGCCAGCAAGGACUUCACAACAAUCCUGGACGGUAGUGACACUGGGAGAAAAGGAGAGCGGGAGAGAGGGAGAGAGAGAGGCUCUACACUUCAUCCACAGCUGAUGCAGCCAGUUUCAUCCUCAGACUUUUGCUCAAAGCUACACACGGACUGGACUAAGGGCUCCUACUGCUUCCAGAAGACUAUGGCCUCAACUGCUUUUUUUAAAGGCACAGGCCUCCUGUUCUUCUUACUACUGGGACCGCAGCCAUCGUCAUUUGUUUCAGGACAAAACACAACCUUAAGUUCCAAUUCAACCACCGAUGCUGCAACCACGGUCGCUGCAACAGCAACUGUGAUGUCAACUGCAAUGAGUACUGUCUCUGCAGCAACUAUCGUGACAGCUACCACAGCUCAAGCUACAAUGACGUCUGGCAUUUCUUCUAUGAAUGUUACAAUGUCAUCUGGCAUUUCUUCUACGAAUGUUACAAUGUCGUCUGGCAUUUCUUCUACGAAUGUUACAAUGUCGUCUGGCAUUUCUUCUACGAAUGUUACAAUGUCGUCUGGCAUUUCUUCUACGAAUGUUACAAUGUCGUCUGGCAUUUCUUCUAUGAAUGUUACAAAGUCGUCUGGCAUUUCUUCUACGAAUGUUACAAUGUCGUCUGGCAUUUCUUCUACGAAUGUUACAAUGUCGUCUGGCAUUUCUUCUACGAAUGUUACAAUGUCGUCUGGCAUUUCUUCUAUGAAUGUUACAAAGUCGUCUGGCAUUUCUUCUACGAAUGUUACAAUGUCGUCUGGCAUUUCUUCUACGAAUGUUACAAUGUCGUCUGGCAUUUCUUCUACGAAUGUUACAAUGUCGCCUGGCGCUGCUGCUAAUAAGGCUACCUCCACCUCCAAUUCGUCCAAUAUAGGUAGUGGAACCACGAGCACGGACAAUACCACUUCAUGGGGCACCAGUGGCAUGACCAUGAUAUCCUGUCGCCAGUUCUCCUGUAACUACUCAGACUGCUACAGUGUGUACAAGAAUAUUACUGCUUUUUCAUGUGAUGCUAAUAUCACCUUCUGUGAGCUGAGGAGACAGGAAAACAUGACUUACACCAGUGGCUGCAUUGCCUCCUGCAGUAAUGUCUGUGUCAACAACACUCAGACCAACUGUACCAUGGGAUGCUGCAACUCCACUGGCUGUCUUAGCUCUACCCUGGCCUCCAUGGAUCUCACAAACACUACAACAGUGACUACAGUGAUGAUGACCACCACCACAACAAAAGCAGCAGCCACCACUACAACUGCUGAACCAACCAAUAAUCUUAAGAAGUGCCAGAUGUUUCAGUGCACAGAGCAGAACUGUUACAAGACUUGGAUAACCAAAGAUCCAAUGCCUUGUCCCCUCAACCAGCCCUACUGUGAGCUGAAAAAGAAGACAGAUGGUUCAAUAACAAUGUGGAUUGGAGGCUGCAAUGCCAACUGCACAAGAAACACCUGGUGUACGACCACAGCAGAAACAUGCCACCAAGAGUGCUGCAACACCUCCAUAACCUCCUGCCUCAAGCUGGAUGGUACUCUGAACGUUCCUUCUUCUGCCACUAGAGGUCCUCACUUCCCUUUAGCAUUGGUCACUGCUGCUCUGCUGGCUUGUCUGCUCAGCAUUGGUUCUCUGGUUUAAACAAAUACCUUGACUUGUCCAUUGCAAAAAUUGUUUAAAACGUUUCCCGUUGUGUGACCUAAUGAACACAACCCUGAUGUGUCGACCCACUGAGCCAUUGCUUGAAUAUUAAACAGCGGUUGUAGUUAGCACAGCAAAACCUGGUUUCCAUUCCACAUGAAUACUAUACUGGUUGUAGGUCUAACCUACUCUGUUUUUGUUUGUUUGUUUGUUUGUGUAUGAGAUGUAUUGAGAUACUGUAUAUGUGCUUUUGAGAGAUUUAGGUGAUUUAAGUGAUAAUGAUUCCCCUGUGUGAGUCCAAACCAAAUGGGUUUAAAGGGUAUUGUUGAAGAAUAUGAGGAUUAAUACGGCUACAGAAAACUAUUCAACCAUACCAUCAUACCCAUUUAUAAAUCAGUAAUGCCCAAAACAUAAUACAUGGAAGAUGAUAGCUAUUUACGAUCAAACAUGAUUGACCUAGUGUAUGGUACAGUAAUUCAUUAUCAGCUUUUUGAUACUUAUUGAGAUUUAUGUAAGAUGAAGUUUACAAUUAUGACUUUUUCAUAAAUGUCCAAUUUUUUUAGGCACACUGUUAUUUUCUUUCGCCAGUGGUUUGCAUGAUGACUUGUAUGUUUUCUUUGAUUUUGCACUUGCAAAGACCUAGCUUGGUCUCAGAUCUGGUUGUGCUCUUGCUAACUCAAUUGCUCAUUGACAAACCAAACAUGCCUAGGACAAGGAGUUGGCAUAAUAGCACAAACAGACUGGCACUCAGGCUAAAUACUUUCUCCAAUACAAAAGCAAACACCUGUUCUUUACAGAUAUUGCAUAAUAACUCAGUUAUUACCUAGUCCUAGCUAGCAUAUUGUGAAGGAAAGCUUGACGAUUUAUGCACUUAUUUAAAAAAACAUAUCUACUGGGCUAUAGAAGGUGUAAGUCAUACCUGUGAAUGUAGUCAUAAUAAUAAUAAUAUGCCAUUUAGCAGACGCUUUUAUCCAAAGUGACUUACAGUCAUGUGUGCAUACAU